AUGAUCUUGCCUGCAAAGGGGAGUUUGAUGGAUCUCGUGCUGAAGGCAUUUGCGAGGACGUGGGACUGGCAGGUGGAAUAUUGCCGGUAUAUUCUCUAUGAGCUACCAACACGCGUGAGAGGGGCGUUGCUAGCGUAUAUUGGGUUGUAUAGUGAGAAAGGCUUGACGCUGCAGGACAUGAGAGCCAUCCUGCUUCCCCCUCCUCCUGUGGUGUACGAGGACGACGAGGACAGUCACUAUGAACAGGAACGACAAGGAGAGUUCCUCCCCCCAGGCGUCGUGAACGACGACUUUUCCUGUCUCGACCUGUCCUGGUCGCUGGGGCGGUCACUCAAGAUCCGCGAGCUGUCAGAUUUCUUAUACCCACCCCAAGCGGCAGCUGUUGUAUCAACGGCUGAUCCUAAAGACUCAUGGGACGCACCUGAUGACGAACCAACGCUCGAGCCGUCAAUACCGGCCGCCCUGCUGCCCAACUUGACACGCUUGUCGCUGGCCCUCGAUCCGGAAUAUGCCCAUAAUGUCUCCUGGCGGCACUUGCUUUCUUUUGCUACCCAUAUGCCGAACUUGACGCACUUGAGUCUGGCGUUUUGGCCGGAGCCAUCACUUACCCCCAACGCAAAAUUGGCUACUAUGGUCACUGCACAGGGGCAGGUGGUUCAAUAUGGAGCCACGGGACCGUACAGUCACAGUUUGGACAACGACUGGACAGAGGCGAUCAUGGUGUUGAACCGGUUGAGCAAGAGUUUGUAUCGGCUCGAGCAUCUGGACUUGACGGGUUGCGGACUAUGGGCUUCGGCGCUGUGGUCGAAGAGCGGACAUGAUAUGGUUGAUUGGGUGGGCGCUUGGGGGAAGGUGGAGAGGAUAGUGAUGUACGCAGGUUAUAAACUGGGGGAGGAGGCAGGGAGCAGUGAGAAGGCGAGGUAUGAGAUGGUGACGGAGAAUGCGAGGAGGGUGGAGAGGCAUGUGAGGGGACGGAGAGCAGAGAAGGGGAUGGGUAAGAGAGGAAUAGUGGUCGAGACUGAUGAAGAGGGAAAGGAGUAA
This is a messenger RNA of Podospora anserina S mat+, 1041 nucleotides long. RefSeq lists its product as uncharacterized. Lineage: Eukaryota; Fungi; Ascomycota; Sordariomycetes; Sordariales; Podosporaceae. The transcript has a single exon. Bases 1 to 1041 code for a protein of 346 amino acids. The record is from RefSeq and is a predicted model, not a curated record.